CGGAAGAAGAGCUUUGGGACGCAAGUUCCGCGACGUCUACCUGCCGACUCUGAAGGCCAACUUCGUCCUCUGGCCUGCAGUUCAGAUUCUGAACUUCCGCGUUGUGCCAAUCCAGUUCCAGAUCGUAAGUGCAAUUCUGUACGCUUCAAAGCGCGCUGACAGGGCCCGGGCUAACUUUAUGUUUUCUUCGUAGCCCUUUGUAUCCACCAUCGGUAUUGCCUGGACUGCGUACCUGUCCUUGACCAACUCGUCGGAAGAAGAGUAAUUCAAGACGCAUGGCCGCCUUUCUGCGCUUGAUUCCCCUCUUUGGCAGUCUUCGAUUCCUGGUAUUUUCUUGUGUUCUUCUAUGUUUCUGCUCACUCGGCGUUGGAAGUGACCACGGGGCGGGGUGUUCUGAUCGGGUUCCUAUGGACGGUGUACAGGUUUAUCCACCGUUGUCGACCAUGUUUCAACAGGCGUUUUCUUCAGGCUUUCGCUAUACAGGACAGAGAGAAAAGAAAAAAGAGUAUCAUUAUGCAAGGCGGACAGCACCGGGGGUGCAGAGGAUAGAACACCGAAGGCCCGAGGUCCUCAGGCCACCCACCUCGUAAGGUAUAAGGUAUUGAUCAGACAAUCCUCGGACGAGGCCAAGAGCAGCAAAGUCCCCAGACACCCGACGCGGCAAAUCCCAACUCCCCGGCUGGCCCAGCCCGAGGCUAUCAGGGGCAGAGUUAUCGUGGCAGGCAACGCAUGCCCGGAUGCUUCCGUCAUCGAUCACUGACAUCAGUCCCGCAAGCGCCCGAUGCGUCAGCGAAACUCUCACCGGACGCCCCACCAGUGCGACAAAACCAAUGCCAGCUACCCCGCCGCUCAACCGACCGGUUCAGACUC
Molecule: messenger RNA, 870 nt
Organism: Aspergillus steynii IBT 23096
Lineage: Eukaryota; Fungi; Ascomycota; Eurotiomycetes; Eurotiales; Aspergillaceae
Exons: 1
Coding region: 276-590 (104 amino acids)
Source: RefSeq, a predicted model, not a curated record